This is a messenger RNA of Mycena indigotica, 2190 nucleotides long. Its product is annotated as MAP kinase. The transcript has 16 exons. NCBI's taxonomy places the organism in Eukaryota, Fungi, Basidiomycota, Agaricomycetes, Agaricales, Mycenaceae. Gene Ontology annotation, biological process: intracellular signal transduction; protein phosphorylation. The record is from RefSeq and is a predicted model, not a curated record. The coding region runs from base 73 to 2190 and encodes 705 amino acids. Gene Ontology annotation, cellular component: nucleus; cytoplasm. Gene Ontology annotation, molecular function: protein serine/threonine kinase activity; ATP binding.
UUCACUUUCUCUUGCUUGUUCUCCACUAUCAUCGGCAUAGACAUUACACGACGAGCACUUCCUCACGAAACAAUGGUGGAGGCUGAAGGCCUUUCCAAGCAACCCCAAGAAAGCGAUGCAAGACCCAGCAGAGGACGUGAAUUCAGAACUGAAUCUUCGUCUCAAGCACCAGCUUCAGCCGGAGUGGAUCGGGGAAGAUCGAGAAUUCGUCGAACAGAUUCGGACUCAUUGUCUGAAGACGACCUCGAUAAAAAAGGCUAUCACGCACUCAAGUCAUCGUUCGGAAAGGCUUUUUAUGUCAAGAAACGGUGGAAACUGAUUCGUGAGAUGGGUAGUGGGGCGUAUGGACAUGUAAUCUCCGCUGGCGACGAAAUCACGAAAGAAACUGUCGCAAUAAAGCUUGUGUCUCGUGUCUUCGACAAAGUCCAACUCGCAAAACGCGCUCUUCGCGAAAUCACACUCCUCCGACACUUUACUGGCCAUGCCAAUAUCACCGGCCUCAUCGACGCUAAAAUGAUCUCCCCAGAUGCCAAUGAAAUCUAUAUUUUUAUGGAGCCAAUGGAGGGUGUGUUGCUCGUCUUUGUCAGCGAACAUCUUGACUCUUGUUUCCUCAGCGGACUUACACCAGAUCAUCAAAUCUGGUCAAAAUCUGACCAACGAACACGUUCAAUAUUUUCUAUACCAAAUCUUGCGUGGACUGAAAUAUAUUCAUUCAAGCGGGGUCAUCCACCGGGAUCUCAAACCUGGAAACUUGCUCGACCUCCCUCCACAGUCAACUCCAACUGUGAAUUAAAGUUGUGUGAUUUCGGACUGAGCAGGGGGUUUGAAAAUGCCUCUCAUCUUACUGAAUAUGUCGCAACAAGAUGGUACCGAGCCCCCGAGGUCAUGCUUGGAUUCAGAGGCUAUGGUUCAGCAAUUGAUGUAUGGUCGAUUGGUUGCAUUUUGGCUGAGCUACUUUCGAGCCAGCCCCUUUUCAAAGGCAAAGAGUGCGUCAUGUGUCGUGCGAGCUACUUGAAGUUCAUUUCUUUCCAGCUAUGGUAUGGACCAUUGGAUAGAGGAAAGAUAAAGGCUCAACGGAAGCGUACAGUGGAUCAGUUGAGGAAGAUACUUGACGUCCUUGGCUCUCCUGAAGAGAACAUUCUACAGAAAAUCGCAAGUGAGAAGGCUCGGGCCUAUGUCCGUUCAUUGCCCAUCAGCAAGAAAAAGCCUUUUGCAAAAAUUCUACCUACAGCAGACCUACAAGCCAUUGACCUGUUAUCGAAUUGUUUAACAUUCGAUCCUGAUGCGCGAUUCACAGUCGCAGAGGCUUUAGAGCACCCUUGGUUAUCGGGCUACCACGAACCAGAAGAAGAGCCUGAUUGCGACCUUCCCUACGACAAAUGGAAAGAUAUCGAAGAGCUUACUACUAUCGAACAAUUCAGAAAAGCCCUUUGGGACGAGAUUCAAGACUAUCGCAGAGAAAUUCGCGGGGGCGUUGAUGAUGAGGACGAGUUCGAAGCCGUUGUUGCUGCGGCAAGCGCGGAUGGCCAAGACUUGCCGAACGUUGUCCAGGCGGAAGUAGUGCCAACGGUAGUGGGAGUCAUCGCUGAAGAGCCUGUUGCUGAAGAAGCAGCUGCGCUUGAGGGGUCGGAGGAGGUGAAAACAGAACCUGUCGAGCCAACUGCUGAAAGUCAAGGUCCUCCUCGGCCGGUAUCGCCCGAGAAAACAAUACCGACUUUCCCCACCGAUCCGGUUGUCACCUAUGCACGACGGUCAAGCAUUAUGCAGCCUUCUCGACAGGGAUCGCUAUACGGUUCUCCGCGCCCCACAUCCCAACACCUUGGCAGUUAUUUCAGCGAGAGCCCAAGGCCAGCGGAGCCGGUACUCGGUCCAGGGACAAUCGCUUUUCCUUCGUCACAAAACUACGUGUUUCCUCACACGCGGUCACGAACUGGCUCUACUGUGGGUCGCGGGGAGGGUCAGAGGAGGCUAUUACGUACUCUCAGCACUGUCUCGAUACACGAGAGUGGAGAGGGGCGGCCAGGUGGUCUUGCAGACAUUGCGCCAAUCGGCCGCUUCAUUGUCGAAAGCCAGCCAUCUGAAGCGGAUGCGCCUGCUUCAGAAAUGCCAAGAAUACUCGAAGAUGAGCUGGGUAAAAAAGACGAUGAAGAAAGGAAGUCAGUCAAGAAGGAGUCGGGAUUUUUUAUCUGA